GAACGUGUUCCUGAGGCAGCGUGAACGCGCCGAUCUGAAAUCCACGGUCACUCUGGUCUGUCAGUCUUCUUUUGUGUGUGUGUGUGUGUGUGUGUGUGUGUGUGUGUGUGUGUGUGUGUGUGUGCCUCCCUCCUCUCCUUCUCCAGCCUCAUGUUCACGCACACCAGCGCAGAGCCGGAGCAGUUCAGCUGAGGAGCCGGCGGCCGGCGGAAUCCACUGAGCGGUGACAGGAUGCGGUGCCUCAAGUUCUGGGGACCAUGUUCGGUUGGGUUUUAUAUUUGGACGGCCUUGCUUCUCAAAGGAUCCCUGCAAGGGGAACACCAGCGGAGGCUGUACAAAGAGCUGCUGGCUAACUACAACAGACUGGAGAGACCCGUGGUAAAUGACUCCGCUGCCAUCUUGGUGGAGCUGGGCCUCACACUGCUACAGAUCAUAGACGUGGAUGAGAAAAACCAAGUGCUGAUGACCAACGCCUGGCUGCAGCUGUACUGGACAGAUAUCUACCUGAGCUGGAAUCCAGAAAACUAUCCCGGAGUCCAGAACCUGCGUUUCCCUUCAGACCAGAUCUGGACCCCUGACAUCCUCCUCUACAACAGUGCGGAUGAGCGGUUCGACGCUACCUUCCACACCAACGUGCUGGUAAAUGCCUCAGGUUACUGCCAGUACAUCCCCCCUGGCAUCUUGAAGAGCACCUGUUACAUCGACGUACGUUGGUUCCCCUUCGACGUUCAGAAAUGUGACUUGAAGUUUGGCUCCUGGACGCACAACGGCUGGCUGCUGGACCUCCAGAUGCUGGAUGUGGACACGUCCACCUACAUACCCAAUGGAGAGUGGGACCUCGUGGGUGUGCCAGCAAAGAGAAAUGAGCUAUACUACGACUGCUGUAAAGAGCCCUACCCUGAUGUGACGUUUACAGUCACCAUGCGCCGCAGGACUCUUUAUUAUGGACUCAAUCUGCUUAUUCCGUGUGUGCUGAUCUCUGGCUUGGCCCUGCUGGUGUUCCUGCUACCUGCGGACUCUGGGGAGAAGAUUUCUCUGGGCAUCACUGUGCUGCUUUCGCUGACUGUCUUCAUGCUUCUGGUCGCAGAGAUCAUGCCCGCCACGUCCGACUCCGUCCCUCUGAUCGCCCAGUACUUCGCCAGCACUAUGAUGAUUGUAGGAAUGUCUGUGGUGGUGACCGUUAUAGUCCUGCAGUUUCACCAUCAUGACCCUCAUGGAGGCAAGAUGCCCAAGUGGGUUCGGGUGGUUCUGUUGAACUGGUGUGCCUGGUUUCUGCGGAUGAAACAACCUGGAGAUUAUCGCAAGAGGCCCAAUUACAAGUACCGUCACUCCACCCAGCACCACUCCAGCACCAGCUCCAUAGAGAUGGGCACAGUACCGAGCCUCACUGUGCCCCUCUCACAGACGUCCUGCCCCCCAUGCCCCACAGGCACCUCUAACGGUUCCAUGAGCCUCUACUUUGGCAAUUACCAUCCCAUAGAUGGCCCACACUGCCCCCCCUCGAGCGACUCCGGGGUGGCGUUAGGCGGACGUGUCUAUGGCUCCCCCGGCGAUGAGGCUGAGCCACCUGGAGGAGUUGGCAGCGGUGUUGGAGGCCUUGGGAUGGGAGUUAGCAUCCCCCCACCAGAGAUCCAACACAUCCUGGAGGAGGUGUCGUACAUAGCCCAGCGGUUCCGGGACCAGGACGAGUCUGAGGCCAUCUGCAGCGAGUGGAAGUUUGCAGCGGCGGUGGUGGACAGGCUGUGUCUGGUGGCCUUCUCUCUCUUCUCUAUCAUUUGCACCUUCACCAUUCUCAUGGCAGCACCCAACUUCAUAGAGGCUGUUUCCAAGGAUUUUACAUAGCUGGCUGCAGCAGCAAGAUAGAGGGUGCAAACAUAAUUAGGGAUAAAGAAGAGGCUACGAGAGGAAGUGGAGAGGGAAAUGAAAGAGUGCAGUACUGUAUGUGGUCCUCAACCUACAAUCUGGAAACCCCAUUGGAUAGGGGCCACACAGUGUUUUAUGAUGAAAAAUGAUAGUAUCUCCAGAAACUUAAUGGGCCUCGCAGAUCUGCCAAGCUGCUGAAUCAGAAAACAAAAUAUUUGUGAUUGAUAGGCAAAUAAUUACAAAGACACGUCUUUAUGUUUGAUUGGGGAAUUCCAAAUUAAGAAAAGAAACAAACAUUUAUUGUGCCACCCUGUUUUGAUGCCAGAGUCAUUUUCUUCAUACAGCAUAUAGAAGAUGAAAAGAGGUUUGUCGUGUAGACUUAACAGCAAAGGCACAGGGAACGCAAGAGGCAAAAGGUUGGUAAUCACUGGGGCAGAACAGAAAUGCACUGCAUUGAUAUUCUUUUUUUAUAUUGAGUGAGAGAUCCGUUUGGGACAGAUGACGGUUGUCUACAGUGUAAAUAUCAUUGUCAAUUGUGUCUCAGCACCACGCUCCACUCCACUGCCUCUUCUCUCGUUCAUUUCUGUCAUCUCAACCGCUGUUGUACAAAUUCCUACAUUCAAAUGCAUAAACAUCACCUCAGUCCGAGCUUGUACACCGACCGUUACCUUUCUGAACUCUUGAUAAAGAAGUCUCAUAUCUGUUUCUGAGGAUGUACCAUCUCUGUAAUGAUGUUAGUAUAGCUACUAAAAUGAGAUGUUUCACUGUGAAUUUUAUUGUUUUGGGUUUUUCUUCAAUCAACAUCGCAUUGGACACAACUCUAUUGCUUUGACACUUGUGUAGAGGUAUUUUCUUUAUUCAACAGUGUAGGGAUGCUCAUUAAGGAUCACUUUGUCUUGCCUAGUUAAUUUAGUCAAUAGUCAACCACAAGUUAGGACAGUGUGAUAAUGAAAACAUCCGGCAUAUUUCAUCAAAAAGCACCGUGUUGACUUGUACGUACUUGUUUUGACCAGUAACUCGAGACAGUAACUGUCUUUCUAGAAGUGCAGUCCAAUACUGUAUGGUAAACUGUACAAUACAAUAUUGAUCUAUCUCAAGGGAACAGGUCAAGUAGGUACAAUAGUUUUGAAAAAAAACAAAAAAAACAUCUAAUUGCUGUAAAAAUUCAUAGCGAUAUGACUUUUGAUCCUUUGACACCUCAGACAAUCGCUAGAGGCUGAACAGCAAGAGGUGAAUGAACUACUCAACCCCAUACAACGCAAUAUCACUGUAGAUUUUAAAAGUUCCUUGUGUCAGUACGUUUUGCCUGUGUUUUGUUGAAGGGAGCUAAGUGACAUAUUCAUACAACAAUGACGUUAAUGUGUUAAGUUCCACCUCCCAGACACCUUUUUUUGUAGCUACAGUUAUUGAUCCCCUUUUCUCUUUCUCUGUCCGUGUCAUUUUUUUGAUCUCUGUCAAUAAAAGUCUAUUUAUUCUCUGUA
Messenger RNA from Scophthalmus maximus (turbot), 3344 nucleotides. Its product is annotated as neuronal acetylcholine receptor subunit alpha-7-like. Gene Ontology annotation, cellular component: synapse; neuron projection; postsynaptic membrane. Gene Ontology annotation, molecular function: acetylcholine-gated monoatomic cation-selective channel activity; transmembrane signaling receptor activity. The coding region runs from base 232 to 1842 and encodes 536 amino acids. The transcript has 9 exons. Gene Ontology annotation, biological process: regulation of membrane potential; chemical synaptic transmission; nervous system process. NCBI's taxonomy places the organism in Eukaryota, Metazoa, Chordata, Actinopteri, Pleuronectiformes, Scophthalmidae. The record is from RefSeq and is a predicted model, not a curated record.